Messenger RNA from Trichophyton rubrum CBS 118892, 222 nucleotides. RefSeq lists its product as uncharacterized. The record is from RefSeq and is a predicted model, not a curated record. Lineage: Eukaryota; Fungi; Ascomycota; Eurotiomycetes; Onygenales; Arthrodermataceae. Gene Ontology annotation, molecular function: zinc ion binding. Bases 1 to 222 code for a protein of 73 amino acids. The transcript has a single exon.
AUGGCCCCAUCCAGAAAGCCACGUUGCCAGUUCAAGGCCUGCAAAGAGCUCGCUCAGCGUAUAGUCGGUGACUGCGGCUUCUGCAAGGGCCAGUUCUGCAGCAAACACCGCAUGUUGGAAUCGCAUAGCUGCAGCGGUCUGGAAGACUGCAAGAAGGAGUCACAUGCCCGUAACGCUGAACGGCUGAACUCUGAGCGAACAACGGUCGUCAAGGGUGUAUAG